Molecule: messenger RNA, 813 nt
Organism: Cadophora gregata
Lineage: Eukaryota; Fungi; Ascomycota; Leotiomycetes; Helotiales; Ploettnerulaceae
Exons: 1
Coding region: 1-813 (270 amino acids)
Source: RefSeq, a predicted model, not a curated record
AUGGAACACACCAACUCGUGCUUCGACUCGCUGUCGAUAAGUCGAAACGACAGCCGCGAAAUCGCUCCAUCAGCACCUGGACCUUGGAGUUCGCUUGCGCAUCUCCUUCGCACAAAUCGCAAGCAAGCCGUCGGCGAAAUCGCUACAUCAGCACCUGGCUCUCUGGGUACGCUCAAGGCUCUGCCUCUUGAGCUCCGAUGGCAGAUCUACGAAGCGCUCCUCUCGACCCCACAUAUCAUCUUCAUAACCGACAAAAAAAAGCAUCAAGAGGAUCAAGGUAUUCUCAGAUUCCUUCUGCUAGUCAACAAAACAAUCCGGAAAGAAGUCCAGGACCUCCUUGCCAUACUCCCUGUCAGCUACAAGUGGUGCUUCUCUCCCAACAUCAAGGUCUCUUACGUCAAUCUCUUCAACCCGGAGGUCACCACCUUCCGCAUUAUCAACACUAAGAUCGACUACCAGCUGAAAAGAGACUGGACAGCCAAGUCGUUAUGGCAUAUGCUCCUCAUCCUCUUUCAUUGCGACUUGAAUGGCCAACUAGUAUUACGCCAUAAUCCCCGCACAGAUCAUUUAAUCGAUCGAUCCGAGCCAUCGGAUGAUCUUCUGUCGAUUAUGCUCCGUAGUAUCUUUUCCGACCCCUCUGACUACGCACCAAACUUUCGCCGCAUCCCCCUUGACUUGAGCAAUGACUUCAAUGCUGAGUUCGACCAGAACAUACUGGUCCCUACCAAAGAGUUCGUGCAAGUACAAUGCGGUCGAUAUGAACUCUCAACUGUUGCGCAUACCAUUUGCUUAUCAUCGUCAGAUGCAGGCUAG